Eruca vesicaria subsp. sativa (arugula) is the source of this 1281-nucleotide messenger RNA. The record is from the annotation of a GenBank genome assembly. Lineage: Eukaryota; Viridiplantae; Streptophyta; Magnoliopsida; Brassicales; Brassicaceae.
AUGAUGAAUCGUUCACGUAAGCGAUCAAUUGUAUACGCCGUUCGAGAUUUCCCACUUGGCUGUGGAACUCACCCUCAGAGAUCCUUCAAGACUCCAACAACUUGUGAUGUACUUGUUGCUGUCAAGAUUCCGAGUAUUGAUCACGAUCUUGUUGCUGCUCCCAAACAAGAACCAGAGUCUAAAAAGUCUGAUCCUCAUGUUCUUGCUGCACUUCCUCAACCAAAAGGAACUUGUCUCAGGCAAGAGCCAGGGUUUAAACGCUCUGUUCAUGAUUGUGAUGAUGUUUCAGCUCCCACACGUAAGAGAACCUGUCUCAGACAAGAGCCAUCUUUUAGAAACUCUCUCCAUGAUCGUGUUCUUACGGCUCCAAAGUUCAAAGAAGCAGCGUUUAGAAGCUCUCAUCAACAUGUUCUUGCUGGACCUCCUAAACCACAGGGAACUCGUCUCAAACAAGAGCCAGAGGUUAAAAACUCCGUUCGUGAUCACACUAUUGCAGCUCCUACACCUCAGAGAACCUGUCUCAAACAGGAGCCAGCGUAUACAAACUCUCAGCAGGAUCGUGUUCUUGCGGCUCCAAAGCUUAAAGGAGCUUGUUCCAAACAAGAAGAAGCGCUUAGAGGCUCUGAUCAACAUGAUCCCACUUCUCGUGAGCAAGUGCUUGAGGUCUUGCAUCACUUCAGAGAAGUGUUUAAACAGUUGGACCGAGAUAAACAAGCGAGGCGCCUCGACGGAGACUUAUUCGACGCUACAGCUAGAAUAGACAUCAGAACGCUAGCCGUGUUAGAGAAAAUGGGGAAACAAGUCAACACAGAGAAGAGAAUCGGAUUGGUUCCUGGAGUCAACGUUGGAGACGAGUUUCAGUACAAAACAGAACUCCGUCUUGUCGGGCUUCAUUUCAAGACCAUGUGCGGGAUCGAUUACAUGAACGUCGGAGAUGUUAAGCUUGCCACAAGCAUCGUUGCCUCAGAAGGAUAUGGUUACAGCGAUACGUUUGGUGCUGGUGUUGUGGUUUAUACAGGUGAAGGAGGUAACGUGGUGAGCAAGGAAAAGAAAACUGAAGAUCAGAGAUUGGUUAAAGGGAACCUGGCUUUGGCUAAUAGUAUGAGGAAGAGGAGCUUAGUGAGAGUGAUACGUGGUGAAGAGAGAUUGGAUAAGAAAGGUAAACGGUAUGUGUAUGAUGGAUUGUAUUUGGUUGAUAAGUACUGGUUAGAGAAAGAGGUUAGAGGCACCACUGUUUACAAGUUUAAGCUUUGUAAAGUCCCAGGUCAAUCUCUGUGUUGA